CUAUGUCCUCAGCUGCAACGAUGAGUGUGCGUGCAAGCACUAUGUCUGCGGUAAGCAGCAGCAAUUUCCUCCUCCUGAACCGUCGCACAGCAAAUGCAGUAGCAGGAUGCCGAGUUCACCUCGCUCAAGAAGAGCUCGAGCUUCACUGAUGAGCUGCCGCCAUUCAAUUAGCUUAUUCACACGAACAUACUGAUGGAAUACAUCCUACAGAUAACGAAGAGGCAUGUAUGAACGGUGAGUUCGCCCAGUGCAUGGAUGAUGCGUAUGUCCCCCAGAAGUGCAGCCCCAGUCUGGACAAGUCCGGCAUGUCAGUGACCUGCAUGACUGAAUCAGACAUCGCGAGGCAGGCACAUCUCAGCCACGAAUGUCACGGACGGCAUCAUGCAUGGACAGCGGCUGAGUGCACGUCGCUGUGAACUGGGUUAGUAGGACGUAGUCACGACAUUCACGGUAUCUCAGUCCAAAGCUUGCAUUCGCAUUGACAAAGGAUGACAUCGGUUGUAGCAUAAAAUACGUACUUCUCCCUCCCUAAUACAUGCCCACUCUCUGUAAGCACCGGU
Molecule: messenger RNA, 560 nt
Organism: Laetiporus sulphureus 93-53
Lineage: Eukaryota; Fungi; Basidiomycota; Agaricomycetes; Polyporales; Laetiporaceae
Exons: 1
Coding region: 228-416 (62 amino acids)
Source: RefSeq, a predicted model, not a curated record